Oenanthe melanoleuca is the source of this 866-nucleotide messenger RNA. It is a transcript of the gene OLAH, whose product is annotated as oleoyl-ACP hydrolase. Gene Ontology annotation, biological process: lipid biosynthetic process. The record is from RefSeq and is a predicted model, not a curated record. Bases 5 to 763 code for a protein of 252 amino acids. The transcript has 6 exons. Lineage: Eukaryota; Metazoa; Chordata; Aves; Passeriformes; Muscicapidae.
AGAAAUGGAGAAGCUGGUUGCUUGUGUACAAAAAAAGCCAAAUGCUCUUUGUAGACUGAUCUGCUUUCCAUGGGCUGGAGGUGGAACUUCACAACUUGCUCAAUGGGGCAGACUCUUCAACGACACAGUUGAAGUGUUCUGCAUAAGACUUCCUGGGAGAGAAACUCGUCUUGGGGAGCCUUUUCCAAAAGACAUGACAAGCUUAGUUAAUGAAAUUACGAGUGUUUUGUUAAAAGAACUGGAAGAAAAACCAUUUGCAUUUUUUGGUCACAGUCUUGGAAUGUACACAAGUUUUGCUGUUGCACUUCAUUUGAAACAAAAGUACGGACUGGAGCCAGUCCAUCUGUUCAUAUCAGCAGCACAUGCCCCAAAUUCUGCAGCUCAUCUUGCCCUCAAAAGCACACCCAUGCCUGAUAGAAACAGUGACCUUCUUGCAUGUGUGGAGAUGCUCGGAGGAAAUUUUGAGCUUCCACCUAAUGAAGACUUUAGGAGAAAUAUAGCCCUAGCCUUCAGAGAAGAUGCUAAAGUUUUUAAGACAUUUUCAUUUGAGAAGGCAGACAUGAAUACCCCCUUCUCCUGUGAUGUUACCUGCUUUCGUGGGUCUGAUGACAAAAUAUAUGAUGUACAAGGUUGGCAAGAACUAACAAAUGGAGAUGUUUCCUUUUAUGACCUUCCUGGAGAUCACUUUUAUCUGCUGAAACCAUCUAAUGAAAGUUUCUUGAUAAAACAUAUCACAACAUGCAUAGAAAAUGCCAGUCUAUGAGUAUUUCCCUCAAUUUUAAUGGCAGAAUGUGUAGGUUAGUCCACAGCAAUUUAUAAUAAGUCACUUCUUUCUCUACAUUGCAUGCAAUUAUGUCUAAAAGUUG